GCGGCUGCUUCACGACGUCGAAUAAUUCGCGGCAGCCGAGUUCCAGUGCUUGGGUAUAGAAUUUUGUGCUGAAAUUAUCGUAAAAUUAGUGGUGAAACACUCAUAAAACACUUAUUAUCGCUCUGCAUUCGGCCAAUUUUUUUCCAAGCGCUUGCAGUGAGCUAAUUGGCGUUUACAAAGUAAGCUUAUAGCGAGAAUUAUUCCAACCUGAAGUUUUUCGCAUUGAAUAGCCAAAAGAAAGAAAACUCUUCUCACGCGCACUCACACACGUACGUCUAGCGCGACAGACACAUUCAAUCCCAAGUCCCGUCGUCAGGAAAAAAGCGUGUAAGGAAAGCAACAACCAGCCACCAGUGAAGCGUCUCGGAAAAGCGUCUACCGGGUCGGAGGUUGGACUAGCCGGGAACGAAGCAAGGGGCAGAAGGUGUCUGUAAACAAAUCAAUCGAGAAAUGCCAGAUUAUAGCGAUUUAGACCGGCAGAUAGAACAAUUGAAACGCUGCGAGAUCAUCAAGGAGAAUGAGGUGAAGGCUCUAUGCGCGAAGGCUCGCGAAAUUCUGGUCGAAGAAGGAAACGUUCAGCGGGUCGAUUCUCCGGUAACGGUAUGCGGUGAUAUUCAUGGUCAAUUCUAUGAUCUUAAGGAGCUGUUCAAAGUCGGAGGCGAUGUGCCCGAGACUAACUACCUGUUUAUGGGAGAUUUUGUAGAUCGGGGCUACUACAGUGUGGAAACGUUUCUACUGCUGUUAGCACUGAAGGUACGCUACCCGGAUCGUAUUACGCUUAUCCGCGGUAACCAUGAGUCCCGUCAGAUCACACAAGUCUACGGAUUCUACGACGAAUGUCUCCGCAAGUACGGUUCGGUAACGGUAUGGCGUUAUUGUACGGAAAUUUUCGACUACUUGUCGCUGUCGGCAAUCAUCGAUGGAAAGAUUUUCUGCGUGCACGGUGGUCUGUCACCUUCGAUUCAGUAUUUAGAUCAAAUCCGUUCGAUUGACCGGAAACAGGAGGUACCGCAUGAUGGACCCAUGUGCGAUCUGCUGUGGAGUGAUCCGGAAGAUACCCAUGGUUGGGGAGUUUCGCCUCGUGGGGCCGGUUAUCUUUUCGGAUCGGAUGUCGUUUCACAGUUUAAUGCAGCCAACGAUAUCGACAUGAUCUGCCGCGCCCAUCAGCUUGUUAUGGAAGGCUACAAAUGGCACUUUAAUGAAACUGUUCUGACUGUUUGGUCUGCACCUAACUACUGCUAUAGAUGCGGUAACGUUGCGGCAAUUUUGGAACUGAACGAAAACCUGCAACGCGAUUUCACAAUUUUUGAAGCUGCUCCUCAGGAAAGCCGUGGAAUUCCAUCGAAGAAACCGCAGGCCGACUAUUUCUUAUAAAAGCGGACAAAGGCCUGCCGAUGUACGAUCCAACACCACCACGGUCAACGAUGACGUCCUAUGGCACCAGGUUCAGUUCCUGGCCGUUAUAUACUUAAUUGGAACAUGAACUUCAAAAACGUCAUCUUUUCCUGUAUGCGCCCUACCCUUAUCGACUGUUCGAAUGUCCCUUCUACCUUAUCACGAUCCUGCUCCGACGUUCCAUCUCUUUGCCGACAGGUAUGUAGUACUGUGUAGAAUUUUAAUAUUUUAGGCUGCAUAAAUCGGAUCAAUCCGCUUCUAUUGUUUUUUUUUAUCAUUGCUGUCACCUUUUUUUUAAAUUAUCACUUGUAGAUUAUCGAAGAUAAGUAUACUGGACUGUAAUAGGAAACGAAAUAUGUCUUGUGUUAUUAAAGAAGAUAUACUCAAAACCUAUCACAAAUCAAGAUAGAAAGAGCAUUGUGUAUAGAAACAAAGAAGGAUGCGUUUAUUAUUUUGUUAGUUUAAUAUUCCUUCGCUGGUGGAAUGCAAAUUAAAUUGAGUUUUGUAAAACAUGACGAUUGCUAAAUUGGAAAAGGACUCAACUGCCUAUCGAGAACGAGAAUGAAGGAGGAAUAGAAACUACGCAUAAUAUAAUAAAACUAAAACAGAAUAAAACAACCCAUUACUAUUACAACAGUUAGUAUUUAUAUUAUGGUAGAACAGUAAGCUAUUGUAUUACAAAUGAUGCGGCAGAAGAAAGCUAUUUGCUUUGCGGGAAUAUUCCAGUUUAGUUUCAAUUUUCUGACACACACACACAUACCCGAGAAAAAGAAAUCGAAAACCAAUCAGCUUCCGAUGUGCCUGUUGAACAACAUUUCGAGGAACUACCAUCGGAUUGUGGGACAACAAAAUACAAUAAACCAACGGCAAACCGCGGUGUGACAACCUACUACAACACUUGAAAUGGUGAAUAGUAUGAGUUAUUAGUACAUAAUAUUAUUGUUUCUUUCAAACAGUAAUAGUAAGGGAGAUCAAACAGUAAGCAUUAAAGUCGAAACAUACAUACAUAGACAAACACAUCUUCUAUAAUAAUAGUUUACGACGUAAAGUGAUACAAAUGAUAAAUCUUGUAUAAGACAACA
Messenger RNA from Ochlerotatus camptorhynchus, 2477 nucleotides. It is a transcript of the gene Pp4-19C, whose product is annotated as protein phosphatase 19C. Gene Ontology annotation, molecular function: protein serine/threonine phosphatase activity. Bases 451 to 1374 code for a protein of 307 amino acids. Gene Ontology annotation, biological process: double-strand break repair via homologous recombination. The record is from RefSeq and is a predicted model, not a curated record. Gene Ontology annotation, cellular component: nucleus; cytoplasm. The transcript is spliced from 4 exons. Lineage: Eukaryota; Metazoa; Arthropoda; Insecta; Diptera; Culicidae.